This is a messenger RNA of Varanus komodoensis (Komodo dragon), 4284 nucleotides long. It is a transcript of the gene PECAM1, whose product is annotated as platelet and endothelial cell adhesion molecule 1. The transcript has 13 exons. NCBI's taxonomy places the organism in Eukaryota, Metazoa, Chordata, Lepidosauria, Squamata, Varanidae. Gene Ontology annotation, biological process: cell surface receptor signaling pathway. Bases 308 to 2737 code for a protein of 809 amino acids. Gene Ontology annotation, molecular function: transmembrane signaling receptor activity. The record is from RefSeq and is a predicted model, not a curated record.
AAAAGGCCAGUCACUUCCUGAGCAGUAAUCUGCCUGUGUGCAGUAGAUAGAUCCUCAUUGUUUGCCACUUCCAGUUUCCAGUAAUGGGAAUGAUUAUUUGACCAAUAUCAGUCCGUGUGUGGUGCUCGGGUCCUGUAAAAACACUCAUGUGCUCUAUCUUCGGUGUUGAAGCUGCACUGCUGGAUUGUGCACUCUGAGAAGAAGAACUGAAAGCACUUUGUGGUAGAAAGUCCUUUGAGGAGGAAACUACUGGGACAAAUGAACAUUUCUUUAUUCCGGAAUUUUACAUCCGCUUUCCGAGGACGGGAUGUAUUGUGUGUUGCUGUUGAUCCUUUUACAGUGUUGCAAGCUGAAAGCCCAAGAUAAUGUGUUCACCAUCAAUAACAUUAUACUCCGUGCUGAUCCAUCUGAACAAGUGGAGAAUGGAAAGCCAGUCACCUUGUACUGUACUGUGGACAUCAGCAAGAGCGAACAUUUCCAGCUGAAUUAUACAUUUUCAUUUUCCAGGAAUGACAAAUUUCUGUUCAAUAAAACAUCAGAGCGAAACCAGAUAGAAUAUAUCAUUCACAGGGCUAGAUUUUCUGAUUCAGGAAAUUAUGAGUGUACACUGAAUGUUGAGGGGAAAACAAAAUCCAGCCAACCUUUGACUAUUAAAGUAAAAGGAAUAAGACAGCCAAAACUGACUGUCCAGAAAACAGAAGUGCAGGAAGGUGAAAAAGUAUUUUUACGCUGUGAAGUGCCAGAAGAAACCCCACCAUUUCAUUUCAUAUUUUAUAAAAUCCCACAGUCUCAACAUAUGCAAACAAAGGAGAAGAUAAGAGGACCAGAGAAUAAAAACUUUGCAGAGAUUGAAUUCCUAAUUGAUGUAGGCGACAGAAUUUUGUAUUUUGAAUGUGUUGUUCAAAUUCUCACAGUGUCAGGGAAUGAGAGAUCAAACCCCAGUAACAAAACAAUGGUUACUGUUCAUGAACCAUUUUCCAAACCUGAAAUAAAUAUCCAGCCACCACAGAACAUUACAGAAGGAGAUCAAAUGUGUGUUGAAUGCAAAACUGUCCUGCUCCGCCCAGAUCAAAUUGAAAUAAUCAUCCAGAAGGACCGAACAAUUCUUAACAGCACAAAGGGCAGAGAGACUGUGAAAUACUGCAAGGUAGUCACCAAAGAGGACCAUGGUGAAUAUAUUUGCAAAGCUGAACUUUCGAGCGUGUCCAAAACUGGCACAGUAAAUGUUAACAUAUCUGAACUGUUUUCUAAACCAAAACUGAUUCUUCAGAAAAGACACUUGGAUGAAAACAGCCUGUUGAAAAUUCAGUGUCAAGCCGAUGGGCCAGAGCAAAUACAUUUCUCCCUCCUACAGGACAACAAAGUGUUGGUAAAUUCCAGUGUCUAUAACACAACAGCCCAUGUAGGAGACAGUGGAAGCUACAUUUGUAAGGCCAAGGUAAAAGGGAUUACCAAGAAAAGUGAACCCAUCCAGGUAUAUGUUUAUGCUCCUGUCUCUCGGCCAGUCCUUUCCCGACCAGUCCCCCAGGUAAUAGUGCUGGGGAAGUAUUUCCAGUUAAAGUGCCGUUCUGACAGAGGGACUCUGCCUAUUACGUAUAUUCUCUACAGAGGAAACGUACCAGUUGGCAACCAAACUGUGACAGAAAAAAACAUAUCAGCGUUGUUUCAGGUCAAAGCCACUAGUAUGGAGGAUCCAGGAGAAUACAGAUGCUCUGCUCAAAAUGGCCAUUCCAUUAUGCAAAAAAGCAUUGGGCACAACAUCACAGUGAUAGCUCCAGUUGCUGAUAUAAACCUGGGAGGAAUUCAAGAAGGGGAUGUGGAAGAUGGCCAAGAACUCACACUCUUAUGCACUGUUGGUUCAGGGUCUUUUCCAAUUAACUUCAGCUUCUUUAAAGAAAAUAGUGCAAAAUCAUUGUAUCAGAUCACACAGUCUGAAAAACGUGGAGCAAUUUGGUACAGAGAAGGCAUCACAAAGCAAGAUGGAGGGAAAUACUAUUGCAGAGCUGACAACCAAGCAAAAUCACCUCUAUUGAGCAAGAUAGUGACUGUAAAUGUUGUUCUGGCUUCGUGGAAGAAAUGGCUCAUUUCAACCAUUGUCCUGCUGCUGCUUCUUGCUCUUGGAAUUGCAGUUCUGGUUAGGUACUGUUUUAAGAAGAAAAAAGCUAAAGGGAGUUCUAUGGAGUUGGCAAGGUCCAAGCCUGAGAAGCUGACAUCAGUACAGAACAAUGAAGGGGAAUUCUAUUAUGGAUCUGGUUAUAAUGAAGAUGGUGAAACAAAUCACAUAAAAUCAAAAGAGGAUAAUAAAGGUCCUGACUCUGAGAAUUCCGAGGUGGGAUAUACUGAAGUGGAAGUGUCGGUUGGCAACCCUUAUAGAGGUAAUGACUGUGCUGGCUUAUGCACUUUUGCAACAGGUAUAGCGGGAGCCUCCCUGUUGAGUGAUGGCUGCGUAAUUCUGCAGAUCACUUCAGAAAGGGCAGGAAUAGGCCUUCAACUGUCAAAUCACACCAGUAAACAGGAAGAAACAAAGCCUCUGCUUCAAGGGCUUGCAGGUGUUCCUUCUAGAUUGUUUAUUCAUUCGUAUACCCUUUUUGUUCCGCUCAUCAGACAGAAGGGCCACCUGCACACAGCCGUGUCUGGAAAGGAGAUGAGGCAAUGCCAUAGGGCUUCCAGUGCUCAAAAUGUCCACUGCCCUCCCCACAGAGUAGUUCACAUUGUGUUGAUUGCAAAGAACGCAUAAGCAGCUGUGGGGAUCUGCAGUGACACCAUGAAACGCUCUCUUCCCUGACCCCUUUAAAAAUAGUUUUAAGAAAAACCUUGGCACAUCUUGAGGCAGCCUUCAUUUUCUCCCUUUAUAGUCUCUUGACUUGUUAUUUCCUUCUUCCCCCUGAGCUUCAGCUUCACAAUUGCCCCCCAGCUCUUCAGCUCUCUGUUUCUCUCCCCCACCCCAGCCUCUAGCUUUGCUCCUUCUCUCUCUUCUGACUCUUUGCCUUGCUUUCCCCCCUCCCAGCUUCUAGCCUCCUAUUUCUCCCCCCACUUUAGCUCACUUUUCACUAGCCAGGCCACCACAGCGGCCAUUAGAUGAUCGGCAAUGUCCAGUGUGGAGGCCAUUUUGUGGUAGUGCCCACAACAGUUCCUCAAGUUCCAGUAGGUCCAGAAAAGAAGGGGACACGUGGUGCAAAAUAUAUUUCAUUGGUGGGUAUCUGUGGGCAAUUAAUGUUUUUAAACAAUGAGUAGAUUAGGCAAGUAAGUCAACCUACAGGCUACAGGAAAGCCCCACUUUUAAAUGCCACCCUUAAAAAGGACAGGGGGAAACACUGACGGCACUUUACCAUGCAUGCCCAGACAGUGUCAGCGCAUAUCCUCAGGCAGCCACUUUGCACAUUCCUUAGCAGUGGAUUCUAGUGCAGCCGAUCGUGCUCCAUGGUGAUGUCACAAAGGAGGAAGUAGCGUUCCCCAUCCUGAUUAUGCCCUAGGAACUCGAUCUCUGCUUUAUAUCCUUGUGUUGCAUACCUGGCCAUUAAGGAAGUGUGAAGAUGGGAGGCUGUCCUAAGCUGCUCCUUGUUUCUGACAAUAGUAUUUGUGCCAGUGAAACAAAAUGGAAACAGAAUGGCAUGACACAGGAUUCUGAAUGCUGCUGCGCAAUCCUUCCUCACUCAUCUAGACUGUCCCCAACAUCUGAAAUGUCCUUGCUGCAUGGGUGACUGCUGACGCCUUGUCCUUACCUUGGAAUUGUGCUCAAAGCCGGAAUGCAGCCCUUCUGUUUCCGACCUGCAGUUGAGCCUCCCUUGGCUGAGAUCCCAUUGCAAUGCAGCUACCUGAGCUGCCAUGUCAGAGCAGGGAGGGGGGUCUCAGCACGGACGGUGCACUUCAGUUUCAUUGCUUUUCAGCUAGGCCUGAUCCUGAGUUAUGUGCACCUAAACCAACUGAAAUCAUAGUUGGCAUCCUGAGUGGUGGAUAAGCUAGGCAGGAUCAUGCCAGGUCAGUUUCUGCAAAUGCUGUGUGACUAUGAAGGGACUCUACAUGCACCCAUGCUGUGCCUCCCGUGCUAUAGAAAGCUGUGAUGAUCUCAUAGGAUAUUUUAAACAUAAAGCCUUACAAGGUUAAAUAUCCUUCAGACUACCAUGCCAGCACAUUUCCUUUUUCCUAGCUCAAAUGUGUCACUCCCAGGCUGGAUGCAAACUUCGAGUCAUGUCAUAGGCUGUCCACGCCAUGGAACAAUCUCCACCAACACCACCUAAGUGGGGAUUACUAAGGAGUUGGCUCACUUAUUAUGGUCCUCCCCUC